UUCGGGCACACUAACGGAAACCUGUUACUUUUGUUUACCCCCUUCUUGUUACGGAAAUUUGAAUCAAUGCCACCGCGAUUGCCGUUCGCUCAAGUCAGAAACUUCUUGUAACUAGGACAAAGAAUUCGAAGGAUGAGCUCCAAACCAAGUGUGUAUGUGACUCGUCCAGAUGUGGACGACAGCGGUCUGGAACUGCUGCGCAAAAGCUGCCAGGUGAGCACUUGGCAAGAGACUUCUCCUGUUCCCCGCUCCGAACUUAUCCGCGAGGUGGCCGGAAAAGAUGCCCUCUACUGCGCCCUAACCGACAAGGUCGACAAGGAGGUCCUGGAUGCUGCCGGUCCCCAGCUGAAGUGCGUGGCCACCAUAUCUGUAGGCUACGACCACAUCGAUGUGGAGGAGUGCAAGAAACGUGGCAUUCGCGUGGGCUUCACUCCGGACGUGCUGACGGAUGCCACAGCGGAACUGACACUUGCCCUCCUCCUGGCCACCAACAGGCGUCUGUUUGAGGCCAACAAGCAGGUCUACAAUGGCGGCUGGAAGUCCUGGGCCCCCAUGUGGAUGUGCGGCCAGGGUCUGAAGGGCUCCCGGGUGGGCCUUCUGGGCUUCGGACGCAUCGGCCAAGAGAUAGCGGCACGCAUUGUACCAUUCAAGCCCGCGGAGAUAACCUACACGACCCGCUCGCCAAGAACCCAGGAAGCGGCGGCUGUCAACGCCCGACCCGUGGACUUUGAUGAGAUGCUCUGCAACUCAGACUUUAUCGUAGCCUGCUGCGCCCUAACACCCCAGACCAAGGAGAUUUUUAAUGCAUCUGCCUUCCAGAAGAUGAAGUCCAACUGCAUCUUUAUCAACACUGCUCGAGGUGGGGUUGUGGAUCAGAAGGCCUUGUACGAUGCCCUGAAAACAAAGCAAAUUCAGGCAGCUGGUCUGGACGUCACGACGCCGGAGCCAUUGCCGCUUGACGACCCCCUCCUUAAACUGGAUAAUGUGGUUAUUCUCCCCCAUAUUGGCAGUGCUGACAUCGAAACACGCAAGGAAAUGUCCCGCAUUACGGCCCGAAAUAUCCUUGCUGGUCUAGCUAACAAGGAAAUGGAAGCCGAAGUAAAACUGUAAAUGCCAAGCAUUCUAUGAACACUUUUCGCCCUAAAAAUGUUUAACAAUAUUAAAAUAAGGCGAUAAGAGAAUAUCGUCUUUACAAAAUAAAAGUAUCAACUAAAAUA
Drosophila elegans is the source of this 1217-nucleotide messenger RNA. RefSeq names its product glyoxylate reductase/hydroxypyruvate reductase. Gene Ontology annotation, cellular component: cytosol. The record is from RefSeq and is a predicted model, not a curated record. Gene Ontology annotation, molecular function: NAD binding; glyoxylate reductase (NADPH) activity; hydroxypyruvate reductase [NAD(P)H] activity. Lineage: Eukaryota; Metazoa; Arthropoda; Insecta; Diptera; Drosophilidae. The transcript is spliced from 2 exons. Bases 133 to 1110 code for a protein of 325 amino acids.